Molecule: messenger RNA, 1419 nt
Organism: Ustilaginoidea virens
Lineage: Eukaryota; Fungi; Ascomycota; Sordariomycetes; Hypocreales; Clavicipitaceae
Exons: 3
Coding region: 1-1419 (472 amino acids)
Biological process (GO): signal transduction
Cellular component (GO): nucleus; cytoplasm; nucleotide-activated protein kinase complex
Molecular function (GO): protein kinase binding
Source: RefSeq, a predicted model, not a curated record
AUGGGCAACAACCAUUCGUCUGCUGCCAAGUCGGGCUCGUCAGGCUCGCCACCUGGUGCUGCUGCCGCCCCGCAGAUCGAUUCCGCCAGCUCAACUGGCACCACGUCUACGCCCGUCGACGGACACCUCCAUCAUCACCACCAGCUCCUGCCCCACCGCAAGGAUCCUCGCAAUAAUCCCGCCGCGCAAGCUGCCCAUAGUUCUGCCGCUCCUCCAGAGCCCUCGCUCGCCCAGGCCACCGGCCGCACCAUUGUCAAUCGUCCAAGGAGCUUGCCAGGCACGGCCGUCUCGUCUCUGAGCGGCUCGCCUCACAGCAACAUAUCCACGCCGUCGAAACCCACCGAGGCUCGACCCCUUCGGGAGGAGCCAUCGAAACCCGUCGAUGUGCCCGUCGACUCCAGCUCGCUUCGUUCGCACAAGGAAGCUCAGGCCUCGGCUGCUCAGCAGGCUGGCGGCAUCGACGCCUACCUCGUCUCCAACAGCAGCAUCACCGACAUGUACCUGAGGGGACCCCCGCGGUUACCUCUGCCCAUCCAAGAGGAGGUCCACACCCCCGGAUCGCCCAUCCUAGCCCCCGAGGAGGGACUGCCCGAUGUCGAGCUGGGCGAGUCCUCGGAUGGCCUGACCAGGAAGAGCUCUGCCCUCAGCGCCACCACGGUCGACGACGAAGAGUACGAGGAGCUGCGUGUCGACAAGACAAGCCCUGUUGUUGCUACAAAGAUUGAGUGGAAGCGCGGCGGCGACAAGAUUUACGUGACGGGUACUAUUUUCCAAUGGAACCGCAAGCAGCGGCUGCACCCUGUCGACGGAAAGCCGGGGCAUUUUGCGACGACGGUCUACAUCCUCCCCGGCACCCACCACCUACGAUUUCUGGCGGAUGGCAUCAUGCAGACGUCCCCCGACCUGCCAACGACUGUCGAUUUCGGAAACAACCUGGUCAACUACAUUGAAGUCAACCCCGACGAUGCCCUGCGGGAAUCCCAGCAAGGACGGCCCGGGGUCUCCAAGUUAGAGCCGGGCUCGGACGCCGCACAAGCAGGAGCACAGGCCAAGGAACCAGCCAGGCCAAAGGGCAAGCCCGUGUUGCCGCCGGAGUCCUACUCGAGCCAGAUUCCCCAGUACCUCGUCGACUUUGACCAGCCCGAGGACUCUUCAGCGUACAAAAACGCCGUCAGCGCCAUUGAAAAGCUGCCCACGCCGCCGAGCUUGCCUGGCUUCCUGGGCAAGCCGAUUCUCAACGCGGCCACGCUGAUGAAGGACGACAACUCGGUGUUGAACAUGCCCAACCACACCGUUCUCAACCACCUGGCCACCAGCAGCAUCAAGAAUAACGUCUUGGCUGUAUCGGCGACGACCAGGUACCACAACAAGUAUGUCACCACGAUAAUGUACAAGCCUACAUCGACGGAUGAAGGUUGA